UAACAAUUCUUGCAGAACCAUUUGUCUUAAGUUGUUUUUACAAGAAUACAAUGAAGAAUUAUUGCAAGCAUGACAAAAGGGCUGAAUGAAGAGUGGGUUUAACUCAACAAGGAAAGAACAACCAAGAGGGAAUUGGACGCAAUUACGACCUCAACAAGAAGGGCAAAAUUUCCUUGUCUGAACCAACCCAACCCCAAUCACAAAACCCCAUUCUCUCUUGCAAUUCAGGCAUCAAUGGCUAUUACAGCCACCAUUGAUGUCUCAACCAACACUCCAAGAAGAAACUCAACUGGCAACCCCUCAACCAUCCAAAUCACUAAACUUCCAAACUACCUCAGAGCUUCCAUAAGUUCUUGUCACGACAUCUGCAAGUACGGCCCGAAGCCGCCGCAUUUGUCGCCUUCUCCUAGUGCAGUCAGAGAAGAUAAAAGAGGAGUUAUUGUUCUGCCGAAGCAAAUAACUAAAAAAGUCGCAAAAGGAUCGUCGUCAUUCGGAAAGCCAAUCCCUCAGCCCGUAAGAAAACAGACAGCCGAGUCUAAGUCCUCGAGGAGUAACAACACUGUAAGAACAAGCCGUGAUCAAACAAUCACAGAUGUAAAAAUAAGCAGGAAAAGCAGCUCGACUCUGCCACGCCUGUCUUCGUCCGUUAAAACUACUGCAGCUGUAAAAAGCAAAACGAUUAAGAGCAUUCCCGACAAGGCUUCGUCCCCGUCGACGACAAAAAGCGACGUCGGGAAGCCACCGACUCAACCUUCAAAGAGCGUCGAUCGAGACAGACAUGCCAUCGAUCAGACAGAUGAAAACCGAAUCGAUUCGGAGGAUGAAGGAACGACGGGAGUUUCGAGGCGCGAAAAAGUUCUCCCCGAAGAGGACGAUUCUCCGAGGAAGCUGAGUUUCAGACAACCAAAUAUGCUCGAUAUUCAUCAAAUCGAAAGUGUCGAACCUGUGGGAUUAAUGAGGACGGUUUCCAGCGACGAGAAAACGCAGCCGACGAGCCAUACGAUCACGGCUGAUCUUCACCAUCAUCCAGACAUGGCUCAAGCAGACAAAAACUCGGUACUUAUGAAUAUCGUGAUCGAAGAGGCUGCAAGCAAAUUGGCGCGGGAGAGAAUGAGUAAAGUGAAGGCUUUGGUAGGUGCCUUUGAAAGUGUAAUAAAAAUCUGCGAUUCCGAAAUAAGCUUGAGAACAUCGAAGAUGUUAUGAAAAUUAAGCUUAUAAACACUUUCUAUAUGCAUUUCGAAGUAUAACUAAACUAAACCCUAACGGGUUUCGAUAUAUAUACUUCCUCUCUCGUUCAAAAGCAUGCUCAAACUUUUGGAUACAAAUUUUAACAUGAAUGUGAACUUUUUCUUACAUUUUUACUUUUAUAGUAAAAAAAGUACAAAACUUUUUAGAUGGGGAAUGG
Andrographis paniculata is the source of this 1405-nucleotide messenger RNA. RefSeq lists its product as uncharacterized. The coding region runs from base 235 to 1203 and encodes 322 amino acids. Gene Ontology annotation, molecular function: calmodulin binding. Lineage: Eukaryota; Viridiplantae; Streptophyta; Magnoliopsida; Lamiales; Acanthaceae. The transcript is spliced from 2 exons. The record is from RefSeq and is a predicted model, not a curated record.